Messenger RNA from Vidua chalybeata, 729 nucleotides. Its product is annotated as omega-hydroxyceramide transacylase-like. Gene Ontology annotation, molecular function: triacylglycerol lipase activity. NCBI's taxonomy places the organism in Eukaryota, Metazoa, Chordata, Aves, Passeriformes, Viduidae. The record is from RefSeq and is a predicted model, not a curated record. Bases 1 to 414 code for a protein of 137 amino acids. The transcript is spliced from 3 exons. Gene Ontology annotation, cellular component: membrane; cytoplasm; lipid droplet. Gene Ontology annotation, biological process: triglyceride catabolic process; lipid homeostasis.
AUGGGAAUGUGCUCCCUAGGCCAGUGUCAGCCCUGCCUGCUGAGGAGGCAGCCACUGGCAUGUGAGGAAACAUGGAGCAGCCAAGAGGCAACUGAGGGGCCCAGGAUCUAUGGAGGAUCUUCAGGAUCUAUUCUAGCUACAGUCGGAUUGUGUGGAUGUGAUCUGGAUGAGUUAAAGGAAUAUGUCCUCAGUCGCUUGAAAAUCUCUCUCUGGGGGCUGGUCCCUGGAAGAGGGGUACCUAGACUCCUAAGGGAGACCUUAGACAAAUUCCUGCCUCCAAAUGCCCACGAGCUGGUGUCUGGAAAGCUGCACAUUAUCCUCACCCGCCUGCACGACUGGAGAUGCGUGACAGUGUCCGAGUUUGCCUCGAAGGAGGAGCUGAUUCAGGUGGGAGCAGCCACAGGCAACCUGUGAGGGAGGAGCUGGGAGACAUUUGCUGCCUGGCCAUGUCCCACAGCACAAAAUCACAGAAUGGUUUGGGUUGGGUGAGACCUUAAAGCUCAUCGAGAUCCACCCUGUCAUGGGCAGGGACACCUUCCACUGUCCCAGGUUGGUUUCAAGCCCCAUCCAACCUGGCCUUGGAUGGUUCCAGGAUGCCCAGCGUCUCUGGGCAACCCGUGCAGGGCCUCAACACCCUCAUGGUAAAAAAUAUCUUCCCUAUAUCUAAAUCUCCCCCCUUGUAGUUACAAACCAUCACCCCUUGUCUUAUCCUAACAGGCCCUGGUCCAU